CAUCGAUAAGAUUUUUGAAGCUAUGGUGGGGUGAUUUCUUUAUGUCUUUGUUAUAAAAUACCUUGUUUCUCGCCUCUUAUGUUCAUCAUAUCAUUUCUUUCCUCUGUCUAAUGGGCGACAUAUCUCUCUUACUACCUUCAGUCUGAAAUUCAUUGCAUAUUUUACAGCUCUCGAUAGUAUCAUGUCUCUCCCAAUUCAAAUCAAGCAAUGGGUGUCCCACCAAGAUGGAGUGGAAAACCUCUCCUCUACUACGGCACCGAUGCCAGUCCCAGGACCUUCUGAAGUGCUAGUCAAGAUCUCUGCAGUUGCUCUCAAUUAUCGUGACACUGAAGUCGUCAUGGGUCUUUACAACCACCACAAAUCGACCGGCUCCCAGUCUCCCAAAAUCGUGCCCUGUUCCGACAUGUGUGGCAGAAUAGUCGCUUCCAAUUUGCCCAAAUGGACCGUGGGAGACAAAGUGCUCAGUAUUUUCAACCAGACUCAUAUCAAGGGCCGGGUCAAGGCUGCGGAUAUGAAAAGUGGGCUGGGAUUGCCCCUUCCAGGAGUUUUGUCCGAGUAUAGAGCUUUCGAUGCGGAGGGACUGGUCAGGAAACCGGAGUAUUUGAGUGACGAAGAAGCGGCCACCCUACCAAUUGCGGCAAUGACGGCGUGGAUGGCUGUCAAUGGCAUGAGACCCCUUGGGCAGCCUGGUGGAAGGGGAGAGAAAGUCUUGAUUCAAGGAACUGGAGGAGUGGCCAUUAGUGGUCUACAGAUUGCCAAGGCUAGUGGUUCCGAAGUUAUCAUUACCUCCUCAUCAGACGCGAAGCUCGAAGUAGCGAAGAAGUUGGGAGCUGACAAAACAAUCAAUUAUAAAACAAAUCCAGAAUGGAAGCAAGAAGUGCUCAAAAUGACCGACGACGAGGGGGUGGACAUCAUAUUCGAAAAUGGUGGUGCAGAAACAUUACGGAAAUCGUUCGAAUGCAUAGCAUUUGGUGGAUUGAUAAACUGUAUCGGAUACCUGUCUGGAAAGGGAGACGCGGCUGGAGACAGGACGAAUACGAAUGUAUUGGCAUUGAGGAGAAAUGUUACGCUAAAGGGUUUGUUGAAUGGACCGAGGGAGAGAUUCGAGGAAAUGCUAGCGUUCUACGAAGAGAAGAAGAUCAAGCCCGUAGUGGAUAAGGUUUUUCAAUUUGCAGAAGCUAAAGAGGCUCUGAUCUACCUUUUUGCAGGUGGUCAUUUUGGUAAGGUGGUUGUCAGAGUUGAAUAGAUUAAGUAUGAAUCAAGACUG
This is a messenger RNA of Cadophora gregata, 1267 nucleotides long. RefSeq lists its product as uncharacterized. The record is from RefSeq and is a predicted model, not a curated record. NCBI's taxonomy places the organism in Eukaryota, Fungi, Ascomycota, Leotiomycetes, Helotiales, Ploettnerulaceae. Gene Ontology annotation, molecular function: oxidoreductase activity. The transcript is spliced from 2 exons. The coding region runs from base 182 to 1246 and encodes 354 amino acids.